Molecule: messenger RNA, 2673 nt
Organism: Salvelinus namaycush (lake trout)
Lineage: Eukaryota; Metazoa; Chordata; Actinopteri; Salmoniformes; Salmonidae
Product: AF4/FMR2 family member 2-like
Exons: 13
Coding region: 1-2673 (890 amino acids)
Biological process (GO): regulation of RNA splicing
Cellular component (GO): nuclear speck; nucleus
Molecular function (GO): G-quadruplex RNA binding
Source: RefSeq, a predicted model, not a curated record
AUGUCAAUGACAGGUGGACUCAUCUCGUCCAACUCUGUGUCGCCGCUGAGAGAGCCAGUGCCGCGGCGGAGUGCUGAGCAGAGAGAGCACGGGGCCGGCAUCCCUGUGGCCACGUCUCGGACCACUGACCCGGGCCUCUCCAGCGGUGCCUCGGGCAGCUCCAGCGAAUCAGAGAGCAGCUCCGAGUCAGACUCAGAUAGUGAGAGCAGCUCCAGUGACAGCGAGUGUAACGGGGCCUCCCGGACCGCCACCCCAGAGCCUGAACCUCCAUCAACAAACAAAUGGCAGCUGGAUAAAUGGCUGAACAAAGUGACCCCACACAACAAAGCACUUAUCAAUACCCAGCCAGAGAGAGAGAGCCAUGGACUCAGCAGCUCCCAGCCUGACCACAGCCAACAGGCCCCAGAGGGCCAGGGCCCGGCCCCAGGGAAGAGCAAGCCUGGCCCCACCGCCCUGCUGGCCCCGACCGACCCCAAGGAACGGGCCCUCCUCAGCCCCAUCAGAGAGAAGGCCAAGCCUAAGACUGGACCAAAAGUCUCAGAGGGAAAGGGUUCAAAGGUCAAAUCCCCAGCCGUGGUGGCGGUGGAGCCAGCCCCAGCCAGGCGCAGCUUGGGGAAGAAACAGCCGAAGAAAGUGGAGCGCUCGUCCAGCCUGGAGGAACACACCUCCUGGUCCAAGCCCAUCAACCCCAUCAUCAGCACUACCCCCAAGGAGAAGGACCCUCCAUCCCUCCUGGAGCAGCCCAAGUCCAGGACCAAGAGCACCAGUGGGAAGACUGCCCCUAGGAAGGAGCCUCGCACCACCACUACCACUACAAUUACUCCAGCUCCUCUUCCCCUGGCCCCAGUCCUGGAAAAGAAGAAGCACAGGGGGCCCAGCAAGAUCAUCCCCAAGUCCAAGGAGUUCAUCGAGACGGAGUCUUCGUCAUCUGAGUGCCACUCUGAACCAGAGGAGCUGGUCAAGAUCCAUAACCCUCCCUGUCCAGGACCCAGCAGUCUGCAGACUCUCAAAGCAGCCAAGGACUGCAACAGCAAUAUCCUGACUGUCAGUAGCCUUACCAGCACCUGCAGCUCUUCCAUAUCCAUCCCAGACCCUGGGGCCAUGGACCUCCUAGGGGACCCCCUCUUCUCCUCCGUCCCCAUCGUCCAGAACAAACUGCUGUCCCCUCUCAGGGACUUUGAGGACAUCAAGUCACUGUGGGUGAAGAUCGAGCUGAGCUUCCUGUCUAAGAUUCCAGGGCAGGACCCCCCUGAGCCCCCUUCUGUGAAAGUUGAGCCCCGGGAACCACGUGAACCCAGCAUUAAGCACAGACGACAGUCCCCCGCCAGUCUUCAGUCUACCCCUGUUGAGAAACCACCUAGCAAGGCCAAGAGGAAACACAAGAUGGACCAUUGUGACGCUGUCGGCGGAAGCAAGAAGCUACGGUUGGAGAAAGACUCCUUGCUUCUUCCCCCAUGCAUCUCACCGAUACACAACCACAAGAACAUUAGCACAAACGACUCUCUGAGGAAACAGCCCAGGAAGAGAGAGGAGAAGCGAGAGCUGCUGCCUCCCCUGCUUUCUCCGCUCUCCGACGAACCCCCUAUACGCCAGCGCAGGACCAGCGAGUGUUCCUCCUUCAGCCAGGAGGGCGGUGCUAGCAGCGCCACCAGCACCUUAUUGCUACCCACCCUCAGCUGCUCUCUGCCCAACUUCUCCUCCUCAUCCUCCUCUUCCUCACACAAGCACCGCAGCAAAGGAGAGAGCAAAUCCUUCUCACGUUCCAAGACAAGCAGUGAGGAAGAUACCCAUAGCAAGCCGUCUGGCAGUUUCCAUGGCAACGGUCACUCCGAUUCUGACGUUUGGUCCAACCCGUCAUCUCUGUCCAUGGACCACAUGGAGCCUAGAAGGCCCAAGCUAACGUUCAAUAACACAGUUCACAACGCAGACUACUGCAUGCAAGAAGCCAAGAAACUAAAGCACAAAGCAGAUGCACUGAUGGAGAAGUUUGGCAAAGCCAUUAACUAUACUGAUGGGGCGCUGUCGUUCAUCGAGUGUGGCAACGCCAUGGAGCGGGAUCCGCUAGAGGCCAAGUCUCCAUACACUAUGUACUCUGAGACGGUUGAACUCAUCAGGUAUGCCAUGAGGUUAAAGAACUUUACAAGUCACUCAGCAACUGUAGCCGAGAAGAAAUUAGCUGUGUUGUGCAAUCGCUGUUUAUCCCUCCUGUACUUGAGAAUGUUCAAAUUGAAGAAGGACCAUGCAGUAAAGUAUUCCCGUUCCCUAAUGGAGUAUUUCAAGAAAAGUUCCCAAGCACCUUCGCCAUGGGGAGCCAAUGGAAAGAGCACAGGCACCCCGUCGCCCUUGUCUCUGAGUCCCUCCCCAGUCAGUUCGGUGAGCAGCAGUACGGGCCCUGGCCUUGCGGGCUCCUGUCCCUCCGGUGCCUCCAGCAACGUGGCCAUCCCCCAGCGCAUCCAUCAUAUGGCCGCUAGCCACGUCAACAUCACCAACAACAUCCUCCGCAGCUACGAGCACUGGGACACGGCAGAGAAGCUCGCCACAGAGAGCCAAGAGUUCUUUCAGGAGCUGGACUCGACGAUGGAACCGUUGAGCCAACACAGCAGCAUGACAGAACUGGUGCGCUACAUACGCCAAGGACUGCACUGGCUACGGAUAGAGGCCCACAUGUUAUAG